UCAAUUCCUUUAUUGUUGUCUUCAAUUAACGCUAAACAAAUUUUUUGCUUCCGUAUCUACUGCUUUUAAACAUUCACAAAAAAUAGGAAGGGAAACAGUCGUGAACGUAUAAAAGUGCGUAAUUGUGAUCGGAUUGACUUUAGUGAAGUACUGGAGCCAGGAAGCAUCUAAUUAAUUGUCCAAGUGCCGUCAUUUUCUGUGAUGUAAAGUUUUGCUGUGAAAUUUAAGAGCUGAUUGUCGGAGAAGAAGGUUCUUCACAUUUAAAUGUUUGGUCACUCCUUGUAGAGCUUAGAAAUGAAACAUACGAGUGUUUUGAUAACAAUCUGUAGUGCGGUUAUUAUUUGCGCUAAUGCAGGAGAAGUGCUUAGUGAAAAAAUACCAAUAGUUUUAUGGCAUGGCAUGGGGGACACUUGCUGUUUUCCGUUUAGUUUAGGCGGUGUUACAAAGUUUUUGGAAUCGGAAAUCGGUGUUUACGUGAAGUCAAUUGAAAUUGGUAACUCCAUUGCUGAAGAUUUUAAGAGCGGUUAUUUAAUUCAUCCCAAUCAGCAGAUAGAAAUGGUUUGUGCAGAGCUGAGCAAAGAUGCAAAAUUGAAUAAUGGGUUUAAUGCCAUAGGAUUUUCUCAGGGAGGUCAGUUCUUGCGGGGACUUGUGCAGAGAUGUUCGACUGUACGCAUCAGAAAUUUGAUUACAUUGGGUGGCCAACAUCAAGGUGUGUUUGGAUUGCCAAACUGUCCCUCAUUAAGCAGUCGAACUUGUGAGCGAUUUAGGCAACUAUUAAAUCACGCCGCUUACACGGAUUUCAUGCAGAAUUUUCUGGUUCAGGCAACCUAUUGGCACGAUCCGCUCAAUGAAGCGAAAUAUACAAACUCUAGUACAUUUUUAGCGGAUAUUAAUAACGAACGAAGCAUCAACGAGAGCUACAUACAAAAUUUACAGAAACUAAACAAAUUUGUCAUGGUUCAGUUUAACAAAGACACGAUUGUGCAACCAUUAGUAUCGCAAUGGUUUGGUUAUUACAAACCAGGACAGGAUAAGGAAACUCAGCAACUUAAGGACACUCGCCUAUUCAUCGAGGAUCGCCUCGGUCUAAAAAAGAUGAAUGAAAAAAACCAAAUUGUGUUUCUUGAAUGCGAAGGAAACCAUCUUCAGUUCACAAAGGAAUGGUUCAGAGCCCAGCUGUUUAUUUAUUUGAUGUAGAUGACCAACAUGUCGGGGUGGUCCGGUGGUGUAUGUGAUAAACGGCGCCGGUCCACACGGCAGGACCGAGUUCAAAUUUCAUCCGGACCGUCCCCCGGUAGCAAGGACUGACUAUCCGGCUACGUGGUAAUAUAAGUCUCGUAAGCCAGAAAUGGCCGGCAUGACCUCAAAGGUCGUUACGCCAAGAAAGAGAAGAAGACCAACAUGUAAUUUUUGUAUUGAACCAAAUGUAAAAUCAAGGACGAUGUAAUAUAACCAUAGAAUUAUAGUUCAUGUUAAAA
Anopheles funestus (African malaria mosquito) is the source of this 1478-nucleotide messenger RNA. RefSeq names its product palmitoyl-protein thioesterase 1 (gene Ppt1). The record is from RefSeq and is a predicted model, not a curated record. Gene Ontology annotation, biological process: protein depalmitoylation; receptor-mediated endocytosis. Gene Ontology annotation, molecular function: palmitoyl-(protein) hydrolase activity. The transcript has 5 exons. Lineage: Eukaryota; Metazoa; Arthropoda; Insecta; Diptera; Culicidae. Bases 295 to 1197 code for a protein of 300 amino acids. Gene Ontology annotation, cellular component: lysosome.